This is a messenger RNA of Mustela lutreola (European mink), 5135 nucleotides long. RefSeq names its product erythrocyte membrane protein band 4.1 like 2 (gene EPB41L2). The coding region runs from base 170 to 2638 and encodes 822 amino acids. The record is from RefSeq and is a predicted model, not a curated record. The transcript is spliced from 13 exons. Gene Ontology annotation, biological process: cortical actin cytoskeleton organization. Gene Ontology annotation, molecular function: actin binding; structural molecule activity. Gene Ontology annotation, cellular component: cytoskeleton; plasma membrane. NCBI's taxonomy places the organism in Eukaryota, Metazoa, Chordata, Mammalia, Carnivora, Mustelidae.
GGCGGGGCUGGAGCGCCGAGUCCUCUGACGGCCCCAGCCAGGGAAUUUCAAUUUGAAACCCAGCGGAGGGAGGAGGCGGGUGCGGCGGCCGGGCGGCUGGGGCUGGAGCGGGACCAGUCCCCGCGGCGAGCGAGCCCCUGGAGGUGCAGUGCAGGCAUAUGCUGUAACCAUGACCACUGAAGUAGGCUCCGCAUCUGAGGUGAAGAAGGAAUCUGAGCCAUUAGGAGCAGAUGCCACCAAGGAGAAACCUAAAGAAGUAGCAGAAAAUCAGCAGAAUCAGUCCUCCGAUCCGGAGGAGGAAAAACGUUCCCAGUCUUCUCCUACAGCUGAAAGCCAAAGUAGUUCACGCCGCCAGAAGAAAGAGAGGGAUCCAUCUGAGAGCCGGGGUAUUUCUCGAUUCAUACCCCCAUGGCUUAAGAAACAGAAGUCCUAUACCUUAGUAGCGGCUAAAGACGGAGGAGAUAAAAAAGAGCCUGCCCAAGCUGCCGUGGAGGAGGUUUUAGACCAAGAGGAAUCUCUUCCUGAAGGAGAAAGGCAGGCCAAGGGCGAUGUUGAAGAAACCUCUCAGAGAAAGCAGCAGGAGGUGAAAGUUGAUGUGAAGGAAGAGAAGCCCUCUGUGAGCCGUGCUGAGGCACAGCCUGCUGGAGAGGUAAGGAAGGAGAGAGAAGAGAAGGUGAAGGAAAUGCAGGAAGACACGUCAGAAGAAGCAGCAAAGAGGGAGACCAAGGAAGUGCAGACCAAUGAGGUAAAAGCAGAGAAGUCCUCUCAGAAAGCCAACAAGAAGACCAAAGCAGUCCAGUGCAAAGUGAUCCUCCUGGACGGCACCGAGUACAGCUGUGACCUGGAGAAACGUGCUAAGGGACAAGUGUUAUUUGACAAAGUGUGUGAACAUCUCAAUCUUCUGGAGAAGGACUACUUUGGACUUCUAUUUCAGGAAAGCCCUGAGCAAAAAAACUGGCUAGAUCCUGCAAAAGAAAUAAAGAGACAACUGCGAAAUCUUCCUUGGCUGUUCACCUUUAAUGUGAAGUUUUAUCCUCCUGAUCCUUCUCAGUUGACUGAAGAUCUCACCAGAUACUUCUUGUGCCUUCAGCUUCGGCAGGACAUUGCCUCUGGCCGCCUGCCUUGCUCGUUCGUGACGCACGCCCUCCUGGGAUCUUACACAUUGCAGGCUGAACUUGGGGACUAUGAUCCGGAAGAACAUGGCAGUAGUGAUCUCAGUGACUUCCAGUUUGCUCCCACACAGACGAAGGAGCUGGAAGAGAAGGUGGCAGAGCUGCAUAAAACCCACAGGGGCUUAUCUCCAGCGCAAGCUGAUUCUCAGUUCUUAGAAAAUGCAAAGAGGCUCUCCAUGUAUGGUGUUGACCUACAUCAUGCCAAGGACUCGGAAGGCGUGGACAUCAAGCUGGGUGUGUGCGCUAACGGGCUCCUCAUUUACAAAGACAGACUGAGAAUCAAUCGUUUUGCUUGGCCGAAAAUCUUGAAAAUUUCCUAUAAGCGCAGUAACUUCUACAUUAAAGUUAGGCCGGCAGAGCUCGAACAAUUUGAGAGCACCAUUGGAUUCAAACUGCCAAACCAUCGGGCAGCAAAAAGACUAUGGAAAGUGUGCGUGGAACAUCAUACCUUCUACAGGCUUGUGUCUCCAGAGCAGCCACCAAAGGCCAAGUUCCUGACCUUGGGGUCCAAAUUCCGCUACAGCGGCCGUACCCAAGCCCAGACCCGUCAGGCAAGCACCCUCAUUGAUAGGCCAGCGCCACACUUUGAGCGUACCUCUAGCAAACGUGUCUCCAGGAGUCUAGAUGGAGCUCCAGUUGGUGUUAUGGAUCAAAGUCUUAUGAAGGAUUUUCCUGGACCUGCUGGGGAGGUUUCAGCAUAUGGCCCCAGAGUUGUCAGCACUGCUGUGGUUCAAGAUGGGGAUGGCAGGAGGGACCUCAGAAGCCCGACUAAAGUCCCACAUGUGCAAUUCAUUGAAGGAAAGCCUGUUCCCAUGUGUCCACCAUCACCUCUCAUUCGCUGUGUUUCCUCUCUUUCCCCAAACCUUUUACCGGUCCCUGAGAUGGACUUGCUUUCAGACAUUUCGGAGGAGGACCCCUUUGGGGAGGCUGACCAGAUCACACUAGACAGCUUAGAGCUCCCUUCCAGCGGUGAGCUGUCCGAGCUGGGGGACUGCGAAGUCCCUGCCCUUGAUUCUGUCUCGGGUCCCAUUGCAGCCCCUCCUCAGCCUGACUGUCCUCCCACCCAUGAGAAGCCUCUAAAAGAGGCUGACCGCAAGGAUUCUGAAUUUGGGUACUUUUCCUUCCAUUUCUGCAAAUGCUUCCCACCUAGCUUCCCCUCCCUUCUCGAUGACGAUGGGUAUCUUGCUUUCCCCAGCCUCCCCAAGGUCUGGGUCUCCUUCCUCCCCGACGAUGUCCAGCACUACCUUCCUAUUACCUCCCCUUCCUUUCUUCCUUCCCUCAUCCUCAUCUUCGGACUCCUUCUCUCUGCUUCUCAGUCAGUGCCUUUUUCUCUCACCUUUUCCCUUCCUCUGGCUCUAUCCCUCUGCUAUCUGGAGGCUAAAGCCACUUCCUUCAGUGUUUCUCAUGACUGUGACUUGAAUGACAAAACAGAGGAGGAGGAAGCAAUUGCUGGGACUCCCACCUAAGCUUUAAUUUGUGGGGUCAACAAAACUCCAGCUUCCUAAUAUAGAGUGUAAACAUGUGCAUAAAUUUCACCACUGAGUACCCUCAAAAUAGUAUGGUCUGCACAUUUUCACAUACAUGGUGUUUUAGUGCAUGAGAAAUACAUGUAAAUAAGUACUUCCCCUUCAUUGAUUUCCAUGGACCAGGUCCACACAUUCGAAGUUGAGAACCAAGUUAGGGAUUAUUUUGUAAAUAUCUAGACUGUACUAGGUCUUCAGAACAAAACAAAACAAAACAAAACAAUAACAGGAAACCUCUGUUGCCCUUAACAAUCCAUAUUGGCUUUGUCUGUUUUCCAGACAAAUAGCAAGUCUGUCAAUGCUGUUCCUGUAGGACGGACACUUGUUUCAAUAUAGAACUUAGAUUCUGUGGACAUAACCGUAAUUGAUGUGUAUUAGUAGAACUCCUUAGUGCCGUUAUUUCUCGUUAGGAAGCCAAGCUCGUUCUUGCAUUUAUGAGGAUGCAUCUGUAACCUUUACUCCUGACAUUUAUGGGUCUAAUCUCAGAAAUUCCUUGUCUCCCUGUUACUGUUAGCAUUGUGGAACCAGAUGAAUUUCAGGUAGUUUUUUUUAGUUUUUAUUUUUUUGCUUUUUUGUUUUUUGUUUUUAACUCUAAAUCAUGUAGUUUUAUGAAAGAGUCACUGUCAGGUAUUUGUAAGGAAGAUAUUACUCUUUAAGAAAUACAUAUGAAAAAUGAAACACAGCUUUUUGAAAAUUUAGACUAUUUGCCCUACGGUUGGGCCGCAUAGUGUCCCUUUAUUUAAGAUUAUGUGUCCGGUUUGAGGAUUUUUGCCCCUAGAUAGGGCUACCUCUGCACUACAGGUUGGUGCUAAUGUGUGCAGGAUGUUUUUGUUUUGCUAGUGUGGUCUGGUGACUUCGUGUCUCAUAGCCUGUGGGUACUAGCCAUACAUAGAGAAAAAUCACUAUUUAGAACAAACCUAAAGAAAAAUGUAAAGACAAUGCCAUGAGUAAGCAUACUGGGUGAAACCACUAUUCCCAAAUGUUACCUGAAGAAUGCCAAAGAUUGGCAUUUUAGAGAAUUAAGUAUUGACCAAUGAAUUGGAACAUGAUCUUAAUAGGUUGUUGGAUAACUCUUACUUUUCCUUCUGAUAAGAAGAUACUCUGAGCUCCUGAUCACCUCAGAAAUACUUGAUUUAAAGGGAGAGAAAAAAAAAGAAAGCAUUUUGAACUCUCACAUUUAACACUCUCAUUCCAGUAAAGAAGAAAAGGAAUGUUCAUGAUCCUGCUAUAAAUUAACACGUGAAGUUUACCCUAUUGUCUUUUGGUCUCAGAAUCAUUAUUUUUCCUUUUUUGUUAUUCCUCUUCUUGAGUCAUAGUUAUCAGGAUUUAUGCUUUUUUAAAAAUAAAUAUAUUGAAGUAUAAUUGCCAUACAGUGUUACAUUAGUUUCAGGUAUAACAUAAUGAUUCGGCAAUUCUAUAGUCUGUCACCAUAUGAUGUUAUUAGAAUAUUAUUGACACUAUUCCCUAUGCUGUGCUUUUCAUGUCCAUGACUUAGUUUUAAAUUUGCAGUUUUUUUUUUUUUUCUUUUGGGUCAUUAGAUACUAAGAAUUAUCCAACCAUGAAAAAUUAUUCUUAUUUAAAGAAUUUUGUGAAGAAAAAGUUGCUAUAAAAUAUGAGUACUUUUAAAUAUGAUUUUAGCAUGCAAGUAGCAAAAUCAAUUUUCCUCCCAAAGAAAGAGAUCUAUGUUAAAAAACUGAAUUAGAGGGUGAAUAUGUGUCCCUGAGGUAAAAUUUGGUUUUCACUUUCCAUCAUUCUACUUUGCCCUCAUCCCUAGUUGAUUUAGACUUUUCACAUUAGGACAGAUGGAAUUAUGCCAUUUUUACACUCUCCUAUUUUCAUUGAUGAGUAAAAACAUUAAAAAAACACCACAUAAUCUAGGGACUGAGAAAGAGUGAAGCUUCCAUUCUCCAUUUCACCUUUGCAAAGGAUUCCUUCCACCAUUUGUUCGACACUGUAGGUGAAGAAAGACCAAAGUGGCUUUAUGUUCUGCAUCUUCUGAGGGCCAAACAGUAAUUACAGGUUGGUAAUCCUAGUUCAUCAUUUCAGUUCAAAUACAACAUCUCUGCAUCCCUGGGUAGAGUUUCUACUGCUACUUUUCUUCUUUCUGGCCAUUUGCUCUACGACUUUCAGGUGAAGAGGAAAGAAGAGGAGACACAGCUGGAGGAGGUGGAGAUUUACCCCCCCUAAAAUUAGAUACCUGGUGGCUGCUGCCUGCCAUACUUGUGUUUGCACAUGCGCGCGUCCGGUGCGGGGGUGGGGUAGGGUGGGGGGUGCACUUCCGGGGUUGAUAUGUGAGUUUUGCUUGUGGUGGCUUUUAGGUUCUUAAGAGUUUUAUUCCUCUUAUAUUUUAAUGUCUUGGACUAUCUGACUUGGGGUUGUUUCUGGUGCUUGCUGAUUGAUACACUUAUGUUUAUUUGCCUUUUCCCCCCUGUGUGUGAUU